GAAUGCUGUCGCGCCUGGUAGUGCCUCUGGCGGCGCUCCUCAGCCUGUGCCUUGGCUCCAGUGCGCACGGAGCGGAACUGCCUAGCCCUUCAUCUGUGUGGUUUGAAGCAGAAUUUUUCCAGCAUAUCCUCCACUGGACACCCAUCCCUAAUCAGUCCGAAAGCACCUACUAUGAAGUGGCACUCCUGAAGUACGGAAGACAGCCCUGGGAAAACGUCACCAGCUGUAGGGGUGCCCUGGAGUUCUGUGAUCUCACCGCAGCCACCCUGGACCUGUACCACAACAACGGUUACCGGGCCAAGGUCCGGGCAGUGGAUGGCAGGCGGCACUCCAAUUGGACUAUCACCCAAACCCGCUUUUCUGUGGAUGAAGUGACACUGACGGUUGGAAGCGUGAAGCUAGAGGUGCACGAGGACUCCAUUCUUGGGACAAUCCAGCCCCCCAGGCCCCAGAUGGCCCCUGAAGGUGAUACGUAUGAAAACAUCUUCAGUCACUUCCGCCAGUAUGAGAUUGCCAUCCGCAAGGUGCCAGAAAACUUUCCGUUGAGAACGAAGAAGGUCAAUCAUGAAAAUUUCAACAUCACAGCCUCAGGAGAGGUGGGAAAGUUCUGUGUCAUAGUGAGGCCAUCUGUGGCCUCCCGGACGAACAAGGGGGUCUGGUCGGAGGAGCAGUGCAUCGUCCUCACCAAGCAGUAUUUCACUGCGACCAACCUCAGCAUCUUCUUCUCCUGUGUCCUGCUGCUCUGUGGAGCCCUGGUCUACUGUCUGACCCUCCAGCUAUAUGUGCGGCGCCGGAGGAAGCUGCCUUCGGUCCUGGUCUUCGAGAAGCCCAGCCCCAUUGGCGCUGUGAACCAGCCUCCCUGCCCAGACAUCGUCUACCUGCUUGAUGAGGAGGCCUUCCCGAAGGUGUCCCCAGAGCUAAGGAACUCAGACCUGCAUGGCAGCACAGACAGUGGCUUUGGCAGUGCCAARCCAUCCCUGCAGACUGAAGAGCCCCAGUUUCUCCUCCCUACUCCCCACCCCCAGGCCUGUGGGGCUCUGGGAACGGAGGUCCCCACAGAGCUACAGGACAGCUGCAGUAGUGGCAGCAGCAGUAGCACAGACAGUGGGAUCUGCCUGCAGGAGCCCUGCCUGUGCCCUGGCAGGGGGCCCACCUGGGAGCAGCAGGUGGAGAAAGCCAGCCAGGGCCAGGAUGACAGUGGCAUUGGCCUAGUCCACAGCUCUGAGGCGCAGCCAGGGGAUGCACAGGACGGCUCUGCCUUGGGCCCGGUCAGUCUCCUGAGGCCUGAGGUGCCCGAGGAGGAAGACCCAGCCGUGGUGGCAUUCCAGGGCUACCUGAAACAGACCAGGUGCACAGAAGAGAACGCAGCCACAGCAGGUGGCCUGGAGGAAGAGGCGCCCUUGACAGACAGCCUUGGCCCCCAGGUCAGGACGUGCCUGGAUGCCAAGGCAGACUGGCCUCCGCCAGCCUUGGCCAAGGGCUAUGUAAAACAGGAUCCUCCAGGAGUGACUGUGGCUCCCUCAGAUGGCCCUGCCGGACAGUGGAACCAACUGCCUGAGGAAUGGCCACUCCUGGGCUUGACCAGCUGUGGUGACCUGGGAACAGCUGACUGGAGUUUUAUCCAUGACCUUGCCCCUCUGGAAUGUGUGGCAGCCUCAGGAGGUCCCCUGGGCUGCUUUGAUUCAGACAUGGUCACCUUGCCACUGAUCUCCAGCCUGCACUCGAAUGAGUGACCUGGGCUCAGGGCUGCUUUUGGUUUCAGUCAUGCCUGUGCCUCUGUCUGGAUCAGGCAGGCCAGGCUGGGCAUUUUUCUGCAAGCCUAUCGGGGCCAGCCCUGGACAGGCCCUACAGGACAGGAGGAGACUCUCUCGCUGGAGUAGCGCAAGGCACGAGGUUGGCAUUGGCCUGUGCUGCUCAAUGGGGCCCUGCAGACUCUAGCAGCACUAAGGGCGGGGCAAAGACCUCCCCUCCUUGGGACUCCUUCCUGUGCUGUCAAGGGUUCUGUGCUCAGGGGAACCUCAGGGGGUUCUGGAGUCGUAGUGAGGCUGCCAGGUUGCAGUCCGCUCAGACCCUGAUGCCUCCUUCAGGCUAGUGAGGCAUCAGAGCCUCCUGCAGGUUGGAGUGCUAAGAAAAUGGAGUUUCAGGGACUCGCUGGAGGGGUCAUUUCUGGGGAGAGAAGGCAGGAGCAGAGGCUGAGCUUGAUCUCUAGUGUGGUGGCAGGGAGAAGCUCCCCCACAGGGAGGUGUCUGGACUGGUCAGACCACCAGCCUUCAGGUGACCUCUGGGCUUGGGCAUCAACUCAGGAGAUCACCAGAGAGACAGGGCUGGGACUUGCACCUGUGCUUGCUGCUCAUGUCUAGCCACAGACCCAGAGGUCAGGGCCCUGGGCUGGGAACCUGCAUGCUUGGUGUUCAGUCAUGUGAUCCUGGGCCAGUCACCUCUCAGAGGGCUUCAGUUUCCUCAUCUGCAAAAUAAGGACUCAAUCUUUAGAGGGUCUCUGUGCUGGAUGUUAGCCAAGAUGGCCCUGGGGGUGACAUUUCAGACCCUGUCCAACUCAGUGCUGGGAGGAAAUCGACUCUGGAACAAAUCUUCCCAGUGAGCUUCCUGCUCACUGCAAGGGCUAAUAGUUCUAGCAUCAGUCUGUGGGAUCAUCCUUGGAGAACUGCCCAUCUCUGAGGUCCAGAGGGAUAGGUGUGGGCUCUGCGUCCCCACUAUCCAUUUGAAAUCUGUCUUCAAAUAAAGGCCAUUGACAGUCCCCAGACAGGAUGCUGGGAAGAAGGGCAUGCCUUCCCAAGCUACCUCCUGGCCCUGAAUUUCUCUGUGGAAUUUUGAAAACAGGCCUUCUGGCCCAGGGAACCCACCCAUGGCCCCUGCCACUCUGCCAAGCAGCUCCUGGGUACCAGCCUGAUAAGUGAAGCCCCUCUGGCAACAUGCUCAGGAGAGGAUUCCUCAGGGUUUCCUUGACAGCUUAUUUAUUUAUUUUGCUCCUUUAUUUAUUGAAGAGGCAGCA
Urocitellus parryii (Arctic ground squirrel) is the source of this 3010-nucleotide messenger RNA. It is a transcript of the gene Il10ra, whose product is annotated as interleukin 10 receptor subunit alpha. Gene Ontology annotation, biological process: cytokine-mediated signaling pathway. Lineage: Eukaryota; Metazoa; Chordata; Mammalia; Rodentia; Sciuridae. Gene Ontology annotation, molecular function: interleukin-10 receptor activity; protein binding. Gene Ontology annotation, cellular component: plasma membrane. The record is from RefSeq and is a predicted model, not a curated record.